Messenger RNA from Macrosteles quadrilineatus (aster leafhopper), 907 nucleotides. RefSeq names its product D-aminoacyl-tRNA deacylase-like. NCBI's taxonomy places the organism in Eukaryota, Metazoa, Arthropoda, Insecta, Hemiptera, Cicadellidae. Gene Ontology annotation, biological process: tRNA metabolic process. Gene Ontology annotation, cellular component: cytoplasm. The transcript is spliced from 4 exons. Gene Ontology annotation, molecular function: D-tyrosyl-tRNA(Tyr) deacylase activity. The record is from RefSeq and is a predicted model, not a curated record. Bases 119 to 907 code for a protein of 262 amino acids.
GCAAGACUGUCCAUUCCAUUCAUUACGUAAUGUGGAAUGCCUCGUUUGUAGUUUGUUAGUGUAAUCAAAAAAUCUAACCUGUGAGUGGGUGUGUUAAAGACUACAGUGUUUUAGAAAAAUGAGAGCUGUUCUACAAAGAGUGCAAAAUGCUACGGUCACAGUUGAUGACUUGGUGGUGUCUGCCAUCGGCACUGGAUUGGUGGCUUGGAUUGGCUUUGGGGCCCAAGACACUAACGAUGAUCUAAAUUACAUGGUCAACACCCUUCUGACGACGAGAUUCUACCACGCAGAACACAGCACGCAGAGAUGGACUCGGACGGUGAUGGACAAAGGUCAGGAGUUGCUGAUCCUCAGCCAGAUCAGCCUGUACUCUAUGGUGUACUUGGACAAACCGUUCUUCUAUCAGGCAAUGGGCGCCCGCAGGUCCAAGUCUCUGUACGAACGCUUCAUAAAAAGUUUGAAAAGAAGAUACAAGUCAGACAAGAUACGAGAGGGCAGAUUUGGAGCAGGCUACACAGUUUCCAUCCAGUCCAAAGGACCUGUGUUCAUCAUAGAGAGUCCCUACAGUCCCCAAUACGGGGGAGCCGGAGGUCCCCCUCCCCCUGGUCCCUACAAGCUCCCCGCUGCCAGAGGGGCACCAUCAUACGGAGCACCCCCGUAUUAUGGAGCACAAGCACCUCCGCAGAGUUACAGUGCUCCACAGACUUAUGGGGCUGCUCCACCUCCAUAUGGAGCACCCCCACCCUACGCUCCUCCUUAUGGGGCUCCUUCAUAUUCCUACGGGGCUGCGCCUUCGUACAACACUCCCUCCAGACAAUCUCAAACCCCGUACAAUCAGUAUCCUGCGUACAACUACUCUUACCAGCCCCAACCACCCAAGCCCUACUCUGAUUACCCUAAUUAUUAG